This is a messenger RNA of Drosophila sechellia, 3417 nucleotides long. It is a transcript of the gene HIPP1, whose product is annotated as HP1 and insulator partner protein 1. Lineage: Eukaryota; Metazoa; Arthropoda; Insecta; Diptera; Drosophilidae. The transcript is spliced from 6 exons. The record is from RefSeq and is a predicted model, not a curated record. Bases 126 to 2912 code for a protein of 928 amino acids.
AAAAUGGCCGCUGUGCUGCAAGUGCACUUUUUUUUAUAAUAGACCAAUCCGAUCGAAACCAGCACGCGAAGCCCUUAAUUUGGAACUCCUGUUGAACGGAAAGCCAUCAGUGGGGCAGUGGAAUCAUGGAGGAGGUGUCGGAUACUGCAAUGACAACUCUGGAGUCAACCCAAGCGGAGGAACCACCACUAGGAGUCGAAAAAUCUGAGAACCUAGAACCAAAAACGACGGCGUUGGAAACACUCUCAGAAAGUGCGGGUCCCACUGGUUUGGAGAAUAAGCUGGCCAAUCUCAACGGAUCUGAAGAGGGUCCCUGCUUGGAUGAGCUGAGCACGCUGGAGCGGGAGAUAGCUAAGCUGCAUAACAUUCGACCGCCGGAUGCGGCGUCCGAAGCUGAGGAUUCCGUCACACCAAGUGGCGGAUCAGAAAAUGGUGGCUUAGAGCCCCGCCUGGCCCCAGAUGAACCUAAAUGUCGAUCCCCAAUAAUCGAAGAAGGCAACACUGCCUCAGGCAACGGCCAGUCCAGCGAAUCCCCCUUGGAAGAGGUAGAUCUCAUUGCCCUGCUCAAGGGGACGGAUACCAGCCAUGACCAGCCAACGGGACAGGAAAAGUGCACCUUGGAGAAGGCUCUUUCCGAGCUUGACGGCGUUGGAGAAGAUGGGGAUGUAGGUGUUACCAUCGAGGGCGAAGGACAGUUCGAAAUCAUGGAAAUUGACGACGACGAGGGAGAGUCAUCGAGUCGAAAAGCCAGCCCCAAGGUACCUGCGUCCAAGCCCAUCAAAACUAACUCCUUGCCUUCUAUUUCCAAGCAUAAGCUUUCCCCGGAACAAGCCAGAGCUGUUGCUCUGGAGCAGAUGGCCGGUCUAAAGCCAAAGUCGCGUCGUAAGGAGCCGCCUGCUCCGCCUUCUGUGGUCAAGCCAAUAGAUAUUGUCAGCUCGCUGAACGAUGACUGGGACGACUACGACUCUGAGGAAGACAAGCCGGCUUCCGCGUUGGUGAAAGAAGUGAUAACUAUGCCUCCAGCACACGUAGUCACUAAGAAGCCACCUCUGGCUGUGAAAAAGUUGUCAUCCCCAGUUAAGCACAGCCCGAACUCUGCAAUUUUGCUAAACAACAAGAUCAGCGGAGUAAAAGUAAUGUUAAAGACCGUGAGCCAAAAGCAACUUGCAGCCUCAACAGGGGCAGCAGCGGAAAAACCCAAGCCGACUGUCGUUGUGUCACCUCCCAAGAACACCGAAGAGCAUACUACGGGGUUCAAGCGCAUGCGUGUAAUUAAAAGGAAGAUAAUCUGGGACCCCGAUGUACCCGAGACGAAAAAAUCGUUUGCGCAGUAUGCCAACCCAAAGGCAGUAUCUCCAGCACCCCCCACACCAAAAACAAAUGUCAAAAGCAUUUCGCCCACUACGACGACUAAGAAGGAGGUGGCGCCCAAAAAACGGUCAGCUACACCUACUGCUCGGUCUACUAAAGCUGGCACGCCGGUCGGGGGAACAGAGCGGGGUCCCUCGCCCGUCAAACGACGGGCGCAAACUCCGAACACAGGUCUAGCCAAUGGCGGAACUCAAAAAAAGAAAAAAGUCUCUGAGAUCGAUCGCCUGAUGGGCGACGAGGGAGCUGCCAAUAUGAUUCAUGCAGUUGAGCAUGAGCAGCGGGAAUUGAGUGGUGGUGAGGUGUCCAAUAAGCCGCUGAUGCGCAAACGAGCCAUGACCAUAACCGGAAGGAACCAGACAGCACGAGUUGCAGUGGAACCAACACCGCCCAAAAAAGAGUCAGCCCAUUCGGCCGCCAAACGAACGCCUGCAGCAGCUGAUUCCGUUUUUACUAAGGCCACCGCGAACACAUCUGCCCGUAAGCCUCGCGCCUCCGACUCAUGGGACUAUGUUUACAAACAGCGCGCCAGCGAGGAAUCGAUGAUCAUGCGUCGGCGCUCCAACAGCUCGUACUCCAGCAACGCCUCCGUCAGUCGAAAUUCGCUGGACAAUAGGCCCGGAGCAGCCAAUCUGUCUGAUGAUGCAGGCGAGGGCUCAGACCCGUCAUUUAAGUUUGUAAAGCCCGUAAGCAAGUCGAGCCAAAGGGGCGGAGAAGAUACCUCCUCGCAUACGUUGGCUAACGAUAUGAAGGCGAACAACGGUAGCGAACUGGUGUGCCUGCACAAGGUUAACAAAGUUGCUCACCUGGUCAUCCACACGCAACGAGGAAACUUUGGUCAUACGUACAGCACGCAGCUGCUGGAGCAGUUGAACGACACACUGUCCAGUGUUGCCCGCAAAGGCGAGUUCAACACGGUGUUGCUUACCGUCGAGGGUCCACAGUUUUGUCAGGGCAUCGAUUGCCAAGAACUGAUUCAGGGUUCCCUGGAGAAGCGAAAGGAUAGUGCCAGUCAACUGGCUGCGGCCCUAAAAGGCUAUCUACGCACUCUGGCCACAUUUCCUAAACCCUUGGUGGCGGGCAUUGUUGGCAGCCAAAUUAAUUUGGGCGUUAUGCAGCUUCCCUUUGCUGACUACGUGGUGGCCUCUGAUGAUUGUAGUUUCGAGACUAACUAUGCCAAAUUGGGUCAGCUGCCCGAGGGCUUUGCUCUGUGGCAUGGUCACCAAAGAGUUUCCAGUGAAGUGCACUCUCGUUUGUUUCUUCUGGGUGAAAGACUGUUCGCAACGGAACUUUUGGAAUCGAAUAGUUUCGUUGACAAGAUCUGCAAGGCCCGUAAUGUCAACGAAGAGUCUCUGGCCAUAGCCAAACAGAUAUCCACUAGCUCUGCGGAGAUGUAUCGUACGCUGAAGAAACUCAACCACUCCGCCAUCAAUGCCACGAAAUUCCCGCGUCUGGAUGAGGAACUAAAAGUUAUAGGCGAGCAAUGGGUUACUGCCAAUUGCUUGGCCAAUUUUAAACGCUAUCUUAACGACGUUGAUUUCUAGAGCAUAGAUUUAUAGUUACUGUAUACCAUUUGGGAAUUCACAUUCAUGCAUACAAACCAUUUAAAGAUUAAUUGAUAUUUUUAGUUGAGUCCUUUUAGGAGUUUUAUUCUGGACCAUGAGACUAUCGCCCUAAGAUUUUUUGUACUCCUUCCCAUAAACACACGUGUAAAAUGUUUGAUCCUAUUGUAAAGUACGAACGCUGUGUAAAUUGUAAGAAAUUCGGAGGCAGGAGUUAUUCUAUUAUGUUCUAUUAUGGUUUGAAAGGUAACUCGUUUAGUUGGAAAGUUUGGGUUGGAAAGUUCGCGAAUCAAAUGAUCGCUUACAUGUUUUCAAUUCGAAAUUUUAUUUUCCGUCAUCCGAAAUCCCCAAAUAGUUAACUUUUCAAUAAAACAAUGAAGUUUAAGAUCCCAUGCAAUAUAUCUUGUGUUAUAUGAAAAAAUGUUAAGCCUCAAAAUGAAAUAAAAUAAGAUGAACAGCUCCCAUAAACGGAACUAAUCAAUUGAAA